AUGGCUCAAGCCAUAGAUAUCUCUGGAAAUCAACUCAGUGGGGUCAUUCCAAAAUCUCUAGGAGACUGCAUAGCAUUAGAGCGUCUAAAUCUGUCCAACAACACUUUUGUAGGUCCAAUACCAGAUUCACUCUGCAAAUUAAAAAAUCUCCAAGAAAUGGAUCUUUCUUUUAAUAAUUUGUCAGGGAAGAUUGCAGAAGGAGGAUUGUUUCCAAAUAGAACUGUUGUAAUAUUGUUUAUGGGAAACCCCGGCCUAUGUGGCCCAAAAAAUUAUUCAUUGCCUCCAUGCUCAAAUCGGACAGAGGAAAAACAUCCCCUGCUUAAAAAAAUAGUGUUAUCAGUUGUUGGAACCAUUGUAUUUGUAUUAUGCUUGUUCAUCUUAGGAAUUCUAUGGAGGUAUAGACUUUCAAGGCAGCUAGUCGGUCCCUCAAUCUUUAUUUUUCGAAGGCUCAGCUAUCCAAAAUUUUCUUAUCAAGAUCUUGUGCUUGCAACAUCUGGAUUUGAUGAGUCAAACUUGCUUGGAGUGGGUAACUUUGGAUCUGUGUACAAAGGCAUCUUGAGGGAUGGUAGGAUAAUUGCCAUCAAGACUCUUCAUUUACAAAAUGAAGAAGCUCUUAAGGGUUUUAAGAGAGAGUGCAAAUUGUUAGGGAGGAUUCGGCACCGUAACGUCAUUACAAUCAUAAGUGCAUUCUUCUACCCUGAUUUGAAAGGUUUGGUUCUUGAAUUUGCAUGUAAUGGGAGCUUGGAAAGACAUUUGCAUCCUGACAGGGAUGAUGAUGAAGGCUUUUAUAAAUUGGGAUUGAGUGAGUGUUUAAGCAUUGCUGUAGAUGUAGCCCAUGGCUUGGAAUAUUUACAUCAUGAUUGUCCUCUGCAAAUUGUACACUGUGACUUAAAACCUAGCAAUGUGCUCUUGGAUGCCAACAUGACAGCCAUUGUCACUGAUUUUGGUAUUUCCCGUUUAACUACAAAAAAUUCCAUGGAUUCACUCAGUACAACAACAUUUGCACUUAAAGGAUCUAUUGGAUAUAUUGCUCCAGAAUAUGGACUGGGUGGAAAUGCCUCUAUUAGGGGAGAUGUUUAUAGCUAUGGAAUUCUGAUAUUAGAGAUGGUUACAAGGAAGAGGCCAAGUGAUGACAUGUUUGUGGGUGACAUGACCUUGCAAAAGUGGGUGAGCUCAGCUUUCCCAAACAGACUAGCAGAAAUUGUUGAUAGCGGGCUGAUAGUGGGUGAAAACAUGGAAGACAAUAAUUAUCUAAUUUCUUUCAUUCAUGUUGGUUUGCUUUGUAGUAGUGAAUCACCGAGAGAAAGACCUUCCAUAAGAGAUGUAGGCAAUGCCUUGGAGAGCCUCAAGACAUCUUUGGUGGGAGGUGCAGCUGGUUCCAAUUUUACAGCCACCAUAUCAGAACUCCUGGAGAAUACCAAUCCCACAAGAACAUUGGCAUCUGACAGCCAAAGUUCCUCGUUUUAG
Cryptomeria japonica (Japanese cedar) is the source of this 1467-nucleotide messenger RNA. RefSeq names its product putative leucine-rich repeat receptor-like serine/threonine-protein kinase At2g24130. Gene Ontology annotation, biological process: protein phosphorylation. Gene Ontology annotation, molecular function: ATP binding; protein kinase activity; protein binding. Bases 1 to 1467 code for a protein of 488 amino acids. The transcript has 2 exons. Lineage: Eukaryota; Viridiplantae; Streptophyta; Pinopsida; Cupressales; Cupressaceae. The record is from RefSeq and is a predicted model, not a curated record.